GCUGAGUUUCUGUGCCGGAGUUCUGUGUCUCUGACUGAAGACUGCAGCGAUGGAGCUGUCUGGCGCUCAUGAUGGACGAUCUCAGUCUGACCCUGUUCAAGCAUCUCAGGGUGAUGAUGAUUCGGGAUCGUUUGGGGUGAAAGUCCAGGUCCAGGGCAUCGCCGGCCAGCCGUACGUGGUCCUGAACGCUCAGGGGAGGUGCGCACCAUGUUCUCCGGAGUAUCCCGACGUCUUCCUCACCGACCAUCAGCGGCAGGAGUUUGUGUCCAAUAUGAGUGGCAGCGCUUCAAGCACUCAAACUCCUCGACUGGAUCAUUACAGAUCUCUGAGAGCCUUCAAGAACCCGUCGGCCCAGCUGCUGAACUACCAGAGGAAGCCUGAGAUCCUGAGAGCCUGCGAUCCCAGAAACCACCGCGGCUGGUGCAGCAGCCCUUCCUCACCCGUGAUGGUGAAGAGAGCCAGGAUCCCCGUGCCGGGAGUCCAGGAGCCGUCGGUGGAGAGCGUCCCCUACCAGCCGUCUCAUAUCAUCUGCAGGAUGUCUGGAGCCGCCUCAGAGAUACACGACACCAGGACGGACCACGCAGAAUCCCCUCGGACCGGCCGAGUCGCUCACCGCAGCAGAAUCGGACCUGAGGAGAAGAGGCGCUCCAGAAGUCUGGAGUCCAGAUCGGACGGGACAGGGAUUGGAACGGAAGUUGGCGGCUUCACGCAGACAGAUGUGUCAGAGGUCACAGGGGUCAGAGCCACAUCUGCAGGGCAGCAGGAGAGGUCAGAGAUCAAAGAAGAGAACGGAAGCGGACAGGCCACACCUGAUCUCCUGAAAGGACAGCGAGAGCUUCCGGAUCAGCCCGAUGAGGAAACCGCUAAACUUUUGAUGGUUAACUACCUGAAAGAUGGGUCCUGUGAGGGUGAAGCCGUUAUCAGGCAGAAGGUGGAGCUGAUGUUUGAAAAGAUCCACAUGCUGAAGUUCACAACACUGGAGGAGUUUGAGUUUGCAGCUCCUCUGGAGGAGGUGAACGAUCUUAAAGACAGAAGGGCGGCGCUAGAGAGACACGUCAGUCACUUACAGCAGCUGCUGCAGGAAGCCCAGCAGAACAAUGAGAGUUUGUCUGAGCAGAAAGAGGAGAGAAACACCGAGCUGAAGAGACUGCAGGAGACACUAGAGAGGAGUGAACAGGAGCAGAUCAUAGUCCGCCAUAAACUCACCGACAUGGAGAAAGAGCUGCAGACCUCACUGGACCAACUCCUGCAGGCCAGAAGAGCUCGUGAUCAGUGUCGUUCUGAUAUGAGGGAUCUGCAGCAGCAGCUGUCUGACAUCCAUGAUGAGUUAGACAGCGCUAAGAGCUGCAAGGCCGGAGAGAGAGACAGGCUGCUGCAGGAUCUGUGUCAGUUGCAUGGGGAGUUCGAGGCCCUGCAGCAGGUGCAGGAGGAGCAGGAGGAGGCGCUACACCGGAGGGACAGUGAGCUGAAAGCCCUGCGGGGGGCGCUAGAGGAGGAGAUCUCAGCUCACGCCAGAGAUGUGGAGGCGCUGCAGGAGGAGCACCAGCAGGAGAUCCACAGACUCCUGGAAGCCACACAGGAGGCCAAAGAGAGUGUGGCUCUGCUGGGUCAGAAGGUUCUGGAGGUGGCUGCAGAGAAAGGAGCCGAUCAGACGCUGAUCUCAGAGCUGAAGCAGACUAAAGCCGAGCUCCAGCAAAAGAUCUGCACUCUGGAGGAGCAGAUCUCCUCCCUCCACCAUCUCAUUCAGCAGAAGCAAGAGCAUGAGAAGCUCCUGACAGCACGUGUGGAGCAGCUGACGAUGGAGAAACAGAAUCUGGAGGAGGAGCUGCAGGAGGUCAGACAGCAGGAGGAGGACAUGUGUGGAGCCAACCGAGCCCUGAUGAGACACCUGGAGGACACACAGAGUGAGCUGAGCAGGUUGACUCGAGCUCACCGUGAGCUGAAGGAGAGGUAUGAGGAGGAGCGCCGUCAGAUAAAGGAGCUGCAGAGGAGACGCAGUGAGUUAGAGGAGCAGAGGAGGAGCCAGGACCGAGUGUUAGAGCGGCUGCAGGAGGAGAUGAGCGCGGCGGUGAUGGGAUCGGAGCAGGAGACGCAGAAGCUGCAGGAGGAGGUGGACACGCUCAGAGAUCAGAGCCAGAGAGAACUGGACACACUACACACAGAGCUACAUGAUACACACACACAACUACAGACACACACUCACGCCACACUGGAGUACCAGAGAGAGCGGUGUGUGUUGGAGGAGAAACUCUCUCGCUGCGAGUUUGAUCUGAAUGAGGCGGAACUGAAAACUCAGCAGCUGCAGAAGAGAAUAAAAGAGCUGGAGGAGAAACAACAAACACAUGACGACAGACACAGCAAACUCAUGGAGGUGCGAGUGUGUGAGCUGGAGCGGAGUGUGUUAGAGGAGCGCAGCAGCUCAGACGCGCUCAUGAAGAGACUGGAACGAGGACGAGAGCAGAUGGAGCAGGUGAGAGCUGAAGUGCUGCAGGAACGAGCUGCUCGACACGAGCUGGAAUGUGACAAGAUCCGUCUGGAGCGACAGAAUAAGGAUCUGCGGGGCCGCGUGGCGCAGCUGGAGGGAUCUCAGCGCAUCGGUCAGGACGCCAUCAUCUCCAAACUGCAGCUGCACCUGCAGGAGCUGGAGGAGAGGCUGCUGGGAGAGGAGAGAGAGAAGAGCGAGCUGCAGCAGCUGACCCGCAGACUGGAGCGCCGCAUGAAGGAGCUGACCAUGCAUCUGGAGGAGGAGAAGCUCUCACUGCAGGACCAGAGAGAUCAGCUGUCUCUGCGUCUGAAAACCCUGAAGCGUCAGCUGGACGAGGCCGAGGAGGAGAUUGAGAGGCUGGAGAACAGCAGGAAGAAGCUGCAGAGAGACGUGGAGGAACAGCAGGAGCUCAACGAUCAGCUGAAAACGGAGAUCUGUGGCCUCCGCAACCAUAUCAGGCGCAACACGAGACCCAAUAAAGCACAGACUCCAGCUGAUGAAGAUGAUGAGGAGGAGGAAGAAGAUGAGACUGACGCAACACUACAUGCAAAAUAACUGCUGAACAUGUAACUCAAGUAAUAUAUCAUCCACAUUUACUAAUGUUACUAUGGUAAAACGAGUUGUCACUCUAAACGAGGUUGAUUACAUGAGCAGUGAUGGAUUAUGAUUUUACAGCAGUGAAGCUGCUGAUCACAUGACUGAACAGACGCUCUGAUAUAAACGCCUGUAACAUGAAUCCAGUCACAUUCGGCUCUAAUUCUUCCUCAUGUCAUUCAUGUCCAUUUGAUCAGAAGUUACUGUGAAAAAUAAAUAUGGUUUGUAUGUUUUAAUGAAGCUGAC
Messenger RNA from Sinocyclocheilus grahami, 3325 nucleotides. Its product is annotated as cingulin-like protein 1. Gene Ontology annotation, cellular component: bicellular tight junction; myosin complex. The record is from RefSeq and is a predicted model, not a curated record. The transcript has 19 exons. NCBI's taxonomy places the organism in Eukaryota, Metazoa, Chordata, Actinopteri, Cypriniformes, Cyprinidae. The coding region runs from base 50 to 3040 and encodes 996 amino acids. Gene Ontology annotation, biological process: protein localization to cell-cell junction.